Histoplasma mississippiense is the source of this 3279-nucleotide messenger RNA. RefSeq lists its product as hypothetical. Gene Ontology annotation, cellular component: transcription factor TFIID complex. The record is from RefSeq and is a predicted model, not a curated record. Gene Ontology annotation, molecular function: TBP-class protein binding; RNA polymerase II general transcription initiation factor binding; histone acetyltransferase activity. Gene Ontology annotation, biological process: transcription by RNA polymerase II; RNA polymerase II preinitiation complex assembly. NCBI's taxonomy places the organism in Eukaryota, Fungi, Ascomycota, Eurotiomycetes, Onygenales, Ajellomycetaceae. The transcript is spliced from 6 exons. The coding region runs from base 1 to 3279 and encodes 1092 amino acids.
AUGUCGACUAAAUCCACAUUUCCCCGGAAAGCGAUUUCCUCUGACAAGCCUAAGACAAACGAGCCAGUGUCAACAAAAAUGCCGCAUGCAACUGGUUCCGAAGUGGUGGAGUCUGAUGAUGAGGACUUCAACAAUGUGAUGCGCCAAAUGAAUGCGCCGACAAACGAAGCCUCAUUCGACUUUCUACAACGAGAACUCGAACCGGGAGAGAAGGCGGAUGAUGCGGUGGACUAUGAGGAUAUCGAUGACGAUGAUCUUCCGGACGAAGAGCUUGGGUUUUCGAACCUUGAGAACGGAGAAAAGGCGUCGAUUCAGGACGACUGGAGCGCGAUGGAAGGUGGACAUGCCGACCGGAAUGACGAACUGCCACCAAUUGGAUCUGAAGCUAUUUCCUCUCUCGACGUUCUCGAUGUAGCAUCUCCAGCCAAAGAGAAUGACACAACGGAGGUUGCGCGUGGAAUGGAUAGGGGCUCUGUUAUGGCUCCUACAGAUAUGGACGCGGCAACCUUUAAAGAAUACCAACUCCAACAAGCACUUUUUGCAAUGUCAUCGUACGGACCUGACAAUCCGCCUGCGCCACCCGAGAACCACGAGGAACUUUUGGCAUCUCUUUGGCCCAAAUUCGACCGAAAUGCUAUGCCACGAUUUCUAGAGCUUCUACCUCCGAAAAAGUCACAUUUUGUAGGGAAAUCUCCCUUGAAGCCACCGAAGCGAAUUGUUCCCACGAAACUUAAUCUUGAACUGGCUCAGGACCAGGAACGAGCAUUUCGUGCUACUGGCCAAACCCUGAAGCGUGCUUUGGAUUUGGAGAAUACUUCCAUUGUCGUUAUUACUCCUCCUGCCGAGGCAACAGGUGGUUCAAGCGAUAAUAUGGAUAUUGAUGGUGACCUCGACGAGGAGCUUCCCGGCGGAAUUACUAUGCAGGACUUACAAUUUAUUUGCGCCGAUUGGGAUAUAAAGACUCCAGUUCCUGAUAGUGACGAGGAGGAGAUGGAAACCGUCGUAGAAGCCAUACCCAAUGAGCAACCCGGUGCGGAAGAUGAUGACUGGCUGUUUGAGACGAACCGCCCAACUAAGAAGCGUAGGCUGGACAAAUCACCAGCGGACUACAUAUCAAGCAUGCCGAUCGAUAUGCCCUUGUUUGACGAUCCAGUAAGCGAAACUGCGAGGCUUGCGAAGAAGAUACAGAUUGACCUGAAUGACCCGUAUCUAUUGCUUGAUGAGCGUCCUUCGGAAGUAGCUUUACAAGCCCCAAAGCGGUUGGGGACUGUGAACCGGGAUGAAAUUGCGGGGAGCUUUACGAAGCGUUUAAUCAAACGAUAUAAUAUCUCCAAUGACGAUGCUUACGAUAUGCUCAAAGAAAACCAUCAAAACAAAGUCAGAAGCACUCUCGGGAGUGUGGCGCUUGAGCACAGUUUGCCAGCUGUGCGCCUCCAAUGGCCGUACUACAAAACGAAACUCGCGAGACAAGAGGCACGAUCUUUCCAUCGCCCGAGUUUGAGCUUUUACCCCAAUUUACCUAUAUCAUUCAAAAAGCCUCUCCAUAUUAAGCGGAAGCAUCAGAAGGGCAAGGACGUCAAAACCUUGUACACCUCAACAAAAUCCCUAUCUCUCUCCGAUAAUUCGAAUGUUCUUUUACUGGAGUAUUCUGAAGAGCAUCCAACUAUGAUGUCGAAUUUCGGAAUGGGCAGCCGUUUGAUCAACUAUUAUCGACGAAAGAAUAUGGAGGAUCCUGCUCGUCCCAAAGCGGAGAUUGGUGAAACAGCUGUGCUAUUGCCCCAAGAUAAAAGUCCGUUCUCCAUAUUCGGGCAUAUUGAUCCGGGAGAAACAAGUGCCGCGAUUACGACUGCAAUGUUUCGAGCCCCCGUAUUCCAGCAAGAACCAAAACCAACAGAUUUCCUUGUAAUCCGCAACAGCACUGGAAUUGAUGGUUCGAGUUACUAUAUAAGGAACAUUGAGAACCUAUAUGUCGUUGGACAGCAGUUCCCUUCGGUCGAUGUUCCGGGGCCACAUUCGCGGAAAGUAACCACGGCCUCGAAGAAUCGUUUGAAAAUGAUCUGUUACCGGCUACUGAAAAGAAACAAGAAGCACAGAAAUCGACAAAAAAUGAAAGAAUUCCUUCAAUUUUCAAAGGAUCAUAAAGAAUGGGAAAUGAAGCCUGGAGAUCCUAUCCCAGAUGAGGAUGUUUUGCGUGGCUAUGUUAAGCCAGAAGAUAUUUGCCUUCUCGAAGCUAUGCAGGUUGGUCAGCAACAUCUUCACGAUGCUGGCUAUGAUCGUGAUGAAGAUGACGCGGAUGACGACGAGAAGGAAGGCGAGAGUUCUGAACAACAGCUUGCUCCUUGGAAAACGACACGUAAUUUCUUACUUGCAACCCAGGGUAAGGCUAUGUUACAGCUACACGGCGAAGGAGAUCCUACCGGUCGAGGCGAAGGGUUCAGCUUUAUCAAGACUUCCAUGAAGGGAGGGUUCAGGGCUAUAGGAGAAAGUGUUGAAGAUAAGCUCGAUGCUCAAAGGCUUAAGGAGCUUGGCGGUCAUAGCUACAAUGUUGCUCGACAACAAAAGUCCUAUGAAGAGUCGAUCCGACGUAUCUGGGAAGCACAAAAAACAAGCUUAUCCUCGACGAUCGAACAUUCAGAUGAGGAGAGUGACAUUGACCGCGAUGAGCCAGAUGAGGUAUUUACCAAGCCAAGGGCCAGGUCACAACGACCUACGCCAGGGUUAGGCCGACGAGACGAUGAGACGACCAGCCAAUUCAGCCGCAUGAGCACGGCCAGCCAUACUGGCAAGGUUAUGAAAAUUACCCGUAAAGUUCCUAACUCUAAAGGCGGUUAUGAUGAAGUGCAGGAAAUUGUGAAAGAUCCGCGCGUGAUCAAGCAAUACGUCAAGCAGCGACAUGAAGCCGAAGCGCGAAACUUAAUCGAUAAAGCUAACGUUUGCAGACUGGGGGAUAUUAAACCGACGGGGGAUCCUGAAACGGAUGCCCGACGGAUGAAACAGUUGCAAUUCGAGCUUCAACGCCUUCAACGUAACAAGGAGCGCCGUCAUGCCCGCGAAAGACAAAAAGGCAUUACCUCGGAUGUCGCGUCACCGGGGGGUGCGAAUUCCCCCACUACCGCCGGCCCCAAAGGAGGAGGCACCCAAAGGAAAUGCGCAAAUUGCGGCCAGGUCGGACAUAUCAAAACCAACAAAAAGCUAUGUCCCCUUCUAAACGGUACGAUGAAAGCUGAAGACGGCCUUGCCGGUUCCGCAUUUGCUAUGGGUGCGCCUCCCGCGAUCUAG